CUCCACACCAGCUCCUCACCAGCGCAUUCCACCCCAACCCCCAAAAUGGACCCCGAAACCCUCGAUUCCGACCUCGACGUCGAAAUCUCCUCCAUCCGCGCCGAAAUCCGAACCCUCCAGCACCGCCGUCGCAUUCUAACAAGCAGUCUCCUCUCCUCGCACGCCCUCCAACGCCUAUCAAAAACACAUUCCCUCCCUCCAGCACCAAACCAAUCCCACUCCCACCGCCAACAGGAAUGGAUCGACAUCUCGCCUUUGAUUCAAUCCUCUGCGACACAUGCUGAAACGAACCAUCACCGGAUCGCGUUCUCGACGACUACGUUCCCGUUUUCGGAUCCGUCGCCGAAUGCCGAAGUUACGAAUUUGUUAGGGGUGAGGAUAGAUAUUUGUGAUCGGGAGGGGAGGUAUACGAAGCCGUAUUAUGUAUUGUUGAGGAGGGUGAAGGGUGACAAGAAGGAGGUGAAGGUGCAUAGACAUACCGUGCCGAGUGUGGUUGAUAUGGGAAGGUUGGAACGGGGGUAUUUACCGGUUGAGGGUAGUAGGCAAGAGGAUGCGGAGGGGCAAGGGGAAGGGGAGCAGUUGAAGCCGUGGAAACAGAAGACCAGGAAACAGGAUCUUAAAGGGUUUGUGAGGGAGGUGCGGAAGCAGUUGGUUGUAUGGCACUUGAGGUGUGAUGCAGUGAGGUAUCUACGGGAGGAGCUGGGAGUCGUGAGGCGUGGGGUGGAUGAUGCGAUGUAUGAGGAUGAUGAGAGGCCGUGGGAAAGGGAUAUUCUUGGUGGUGGGGAUGGAGCUGGGGAGGAGACGCGCAUUGCGAAGAAUAAAUUUGGGAUUGUGUCGUUGGCCCCAACGGCGUUGGAGGCAGUUUAUGUCCGGGUGGAGUGGGAGGAUGGGCGUGUGGGGAGGUUCAAAAUCUCGAGUACGGGGGUGGUAGAACGGGCGGUGGUUAUUGGGGAUGCUGGACGGGAUAAGUUGACCGAGGGGGUGAUGACGGGGGGAAAUGGGAGAGUGGAAACGCUGUUGAAGAGGUUGGGGAAACACAUCGUCGCUGGGGAUGGAUCUGAGACCUGAGUAUCUUCUUUUUGGCGUUGUUUUGUAUACUAGCGAGCCAUGUUUGAUGUAUCUGUUGAUUUAUGUAUCCGCCUGGUUCAUCAAUCCAG
Aspergillus sclerotioniger CBS 115572 is the source of this 1157-nucleotide messenger RNA. RefSeq lists its product as uncharacterized. NCBI's taxonomy places the organism in Eukaryota, Fungi, Ascomycota, Eurotiomycetes, Eurotiales, Aspergillaceae. Gene Ontology annotation, cellular component: kinetochore; Mis6-Sim4 complex. Bases 46 to 1068 code for a protein of 340 amino acids. The transcript is spliced from 2 exons. The record is from RefSeq and is a predicted model, not a curated record.